This is a messenger RNA of Dibothriocephalus latus, 1041 nucleotides long. The record is from the annotation of a GenBank genome assembly. Lineage: Eukaryota; Metazoa; Platyhelminthes; Cestoda; Diphyllobothriidea; Diphyllobothriidae.
AUGAAGAUCCUCGAAAGCCGAAACGCAUGCUUACUCCUCAGCACGGGCCUAAUAGUCAUGUUCCUCGGCCUUCAACUAUUGUAUUAUUUCAGUUCGGGUGCAUUUCUACCCUCUUUGCAUCUGCCAAUUCUGCCGUUUUUGGGCAAUACGUCCUCACACCUUCAAAAACCACAGGAAAUUACAAAUGUAACUUCAGACGACGUCAACGGGUCUGUGUUGCUCAAUCGAUCAAUGGAGAAUUUCGAAUUGCGUGACAUAAAUAACAGAGUUCUAAGGGAAGUUACGAAAGAGAAGGUGGCCAUCAUUGUGCCCUAUAAGGAUCGGGGCAAACACUUAUUCGCUUUUCUUACUCGUAUGCUGCCCUUCCUUAGUAAACAGGAUGCCCAGUAUGUUAUACUUAUCACGGAACAAGCUGGUAAUAAACCAUUCAAUCGCGCCAAGUUGUUCAAUGUAGCAGUCAAAGAGAUACGGCAUAGUCUGCCCGGUGACCGUUUGUAUGGCAUAAAUUGUUUCAUUUUCCACGAUGUUGACAAAGUGCCAAGUUCGCCUUCGAUUUCUUACAAGUGUGGAGAAAAUGUCAGGCAGAUGGUAACUGCAUUUCGCCAUGGAACCGAAAUUCAAAGUGUGUACGCCAAAUACAAGCAAGACCCGUUCACCCCUUUGAUUGUCCCAAAGCUUAUCUUAUUUUUUUCUAGGCUGUACACCACAUUUUUGGGAGCCGUUACAGCAUUCACAUGGGACCACGUAGCGAAAAUGAAUGGCGCUUCAAACAUUUUCUUCGGUUGGGGUGGUGAAGAUGACGACAUGUCGAUUCGGUUAAAAAUAAACAAUAUGACGGUGGAUAGACCUGCGCCACACGAGGGAAUUUUUGACGAAUUUGAUUCAAAUCAUGCGCGUGAACGCAAUCCUGAAAGAUUCGCACUAAUUACUCAAGAGAAUGUAACUGCCCGCUGGCGAAACGAUGGAAUUGAGCAAACACGCUACCGCAUUAUAAACAGAAUUGACUAUGAUCUUUUUGUCUGGCUUUUUGCGUUUAUUUAA